AUGGCCAGGCCCUGUGCUUUUCUGAUGAUCCUGGUGGUGAUGAGCUACUGGUCAACCUACUCUCUGGGAUGUGACCUGCCUCAGACUCAUAACCUCAGGAACAAGAGAGCCUUGACACUCCUGACACAAAUGAGGAGACUCUCCCCUCUCUCCUGCCUGAAGGACAGAAAGGACUUUGCAUUCCCUCUGGAGAAGGUGGAUGCCCAGCACAUGCAGAAGGCUCAAGCCAUCCCUGUCCUGCAGGAGCUGACCCAGCAGGUCCUCAUCCUCUUCAGCUCCAAGGACUCAUCUGCUGCUUGGGAGACAGCCCUCCUAGACACAUUCUGCACUGACCUCCACCAGCAGCUCAGUGACCUGCAAGCCUGUCUGAUGCAGCAGGUGGGGGAGCAGGAACCUGCCCUGAGCCAGGAAGACUCCCUGGUGGCAGUGAGGAAAUACUUCCAGAGGAUCACUGUGUACCUGAGAGAGAAGAACCACAGCCCCUGUGCCUGGGAGGUGGUCAGAGCAGAAGUCUGGAGAGCCCUGUCUUCCUCAGCCAACUUGCUGGCAAGAUUGAGUGAGGAGAAGGAAUAAGUCCUGAUCAAAGUGGAGAGGACUC
This is a messenger RNA of Mesocricetus auratus (golden hamster), 598 nucleotides long. Its product is annotated as interferon alpha-12-like. NCBI's taxonomy places the organism in Eukaryota, Metazoa, Chordata, Mammalia, Rodentia, Cricetidae. Gene Ontology annotation, cellular component: extracellular region. Bases 1 to 573 code for a protein of 190 amino acids. Gene Ontology annotation, molecular function: cytokine activity; type I interferon receptor binding. Gene Ontology annotation, biological process: adaptive immune response; response to exogenous dsRNA; B cell differentiation. The record is from RefSeq and is a predicted model, not a curated record. The transcript has a single exon.